UGGAGGCCAUAGGCGUAUGGACUCCGGCUCCAAUAUCCCUCUCCAAGUAACCUUGACCAGCAUCCAUAUGUAACAGCGUCUCUCUCUCUCUCUCUCUCACACACACACACACUCACACACAAACAAGAAAAAUGCACGGUCAACCUCGCAAACCAUCUACGCCAGAAGAUGAAAAAGCUUCAGCUCUCAAGGCUGCUAAAUUACGAUCCUUGCAAUCUCAAUUCCUCCAAAAUCAUCACAACAAAAUUUUCACGAAAGAAGCCCUAGAGAUCAGUGCGAAGCUUCUCGUGGCCAAUCCAGAGUUCUAUACCGCUUGGAAUUACCGAAAAGUCGCAGUCGAACACAAUCUUAAUCAAUCUGAAACUGAGACUGAUCCAGACUCCAUCAAAUCAAUUCUCAACGAAGAACUCAGUCUCGCAGAGAGUGCACUAAAAACGAAUUUUAAAUCAUAUGGAGCUUGGCAUCAUCGAAAAUGGGUGCUAAGCAAGGGGUACUCAUCUGCAGAUCGGGAAAUGCAGCUUCUGGAAGUGUUCCAGAAGAGAGAUGGCCGGAAUUUCCAUGCCUGGAAUUACCGGAGAUUUGUCGCGGCUUUGAAGAACAGAUCAGAAGCAGAAGAACUGCAAUUCACAACGGAUAUGAUAAAUACAAACUUCAGCAAUUAUUCUGCAUGGCAUAAUCGUAGUGUACUUUUAUCUCAUUUACUGGAAAAAAGGGCUGAAGGAUUUUUCCCGAAGGAAAAGGUUUUGACAGAUGAAUAUGACCUUGUACAUCAAGCUAUUUUUACUGACCCAGAUGAUCAAAGUGGUUGGUUUUAUCAUCUUUGGCUUCUUGAUCAAACAGUUAAAGUGGACACUCCCCUGUUGGUUUCUUCUUGGCCAUCUCAUGGUGCUGAUCUUAAUGUACUGGUAGAUAGUGGCCUUGAUGGUUGUACUUUGUCUCCUUUCACAAGUUUCCAUCCUAGUAGUGGAACAUUUCCUCUCAUUCUUUAUUUUAAUGAAGCGGUUGAAGGUGUUAACUCAUCCACAGUAACUGUUGAAUCUGCAUAUGAUGCAAAUAAAGAUCUGAUUUGGCGACCACUUUCAAUGAAUACAUAUCGGAGUGCCCAAGCUUGGGUAACAAAUCUAAGUAUUCCUGUUGAGAAGUCCGAUUCUUUAAAAUCUUAUACAGUAAAAGUUAGCCUUGGACAUUCUCAGGGCAUCAUUUCUUCAAGUGGUUGUCGUUGUGCACAACCUUCUUGUUUUACAUUUACAGUGUGUGUACAGCCUCACGACAUGAAGCAUGCUGAAAGGAAAAGUGUUGAGAUAAUUUAUUGGAGAGAUGAAAAUUUUCAUCAUGACGAAACACACUUUCAGCAAUUAAGCCCAAUUAAAUCUUUUAAUCAGCUAAAAAUUGAUGAGGAGCCAACAACUUCUAAGUGGAAUUUGGAGACCAUAGCUAAAGAGAUUGAUCUGUUCCGUGAAUUGUUGUCCGAGAUAGAUUGUAAAAUUGGAAAGCUUUCACUUGCAAGAUUAUUGACGGCACAUGAUGCUAUGAUGUUGAACAACAGAAAUCCAGAUGAGUACAAGAUGUUCCAUUCUGAAGAAGUUUUAGAAUUAUAUAGUGAUUUAAUGAAGUUGGACCGACUACACUAUCAAUACUACAAGGAUGAAUACAGUUUAGUCUUAUUGCAGCAGGUGACAUCCAGUAGGGGGUCUUUGCUGAGACACUGCUGUCAUUAUAAAGAAUCAACUUCUUCAACCAUCGAUAAUAAUAUCUGUCUCCGGUUGAGUAAUUUAUCGUUAUCACGAAUCGGGUCUAUUGAGAAGUUAUUGUGGGUCCAAAUGCUAGACCUCAGUCACAACCAACUUCAUUCGAUUGAAGGAUUGGAGGCUAUGCAGCUUCUUUCUUGGUUGAAUCUAAGUAACAAUAAACUAGGUAGUUUUACUGCUCUGGAGCCUUUGAGACUGCUCACGUCAUUAAAAGUGCUGGAUAUUUCACACAACGAGAUUGGUGCUCACUCUGUUGACACAAGAAGAUAUUUGUGCUCAUCUCCCCUGUCGCAUACAGCAGGUAGUGAUUGGAAUUCUGACGAAUUUGUGAUCAGCGCUGCCAAGAUGCCAAAUUACUGGGAAGCUUUUUUCAUUUUUAAAAGUUCAAAGUUGUCUCAAUUAGCUAUUGCUGGGAAUGCCAUCUCUGAUGAAAAGUUCAAGUCAUUUUUGUUCAAGUUACUGCCUUCACUCAAGUGGGUCGAUGGUGAAUCACAUUGAUCCUUUGUUCUUUCAAAUGGUUAGGCUUCUUAUUCUCUAAUUUACUUUUCAUACGGUUUGGUGUACCAUAUAUUUUAUCGGAAGAGGUUUUUUUUUCUCUGUUCAAGACAUUGGAGGAUCUUCUUACACUCACACUUGUUAAGGAUUGUAUUAUAAUAGUUUCAUAUUUCUACAAAAGGUCCUAAAAUGUUGCAGAAAACAGAAAUUGUGAAGCCAAUGGUAUAAGCGUCAAGCUAUUGAAAAUGUUCCCCAAGCUUUGUUUUGUA
Cornus florida is the source of this 2512-nucleotide messenger RNA. RefSeq names its product geranylgeranyl transferase type-2 subunit alpha 1. The record is from RefSeq and is a predicted model, not a curated record. The coding region runs from base 132 to 2246 and encodes 704 amino acids. Gene Ontology annotation, biological process: protein geranylgeranylation. NCBI's taxonomy places the organism in Eukaryota, Viridiplantae, Streptophyta, Magnoliopsida, Cornales, Cornaceae. The transcript has 8 exons. Gene Ontology annotation, cellular component: cytoplasm; Rab-protein geranylgeranyltransferase complex. Gene Ontology annotation, molecular function: Rab geranylgeranyltransferase activity; protein binding.